AUGUCGCCCGCGAGCCGCCGGCGCGCCGCGUCGGGAUCCCCACGUCGUUUUGGCGUCUCGCGCGCGCGUGCCGCGACGUUCCUCGCGCUCGUCGUCGCGUCCGCGUGCGCGCGCCCGUCUUUCGCGCGCGGGGCGCGACGCGAUGACGAAUCGUGGUACCGCGCCGACGUGGAGGAGUUCGCGCUGGACGGGCCGGAUGCGGUGCAGGCGCACGUCGCGUCCGCGCUGCGGGAGAACCGCGAGCGCCCGGACUACGACGCGGCGGUGAACCCGAUCCUCCCCGGGGGCCGGGUCCGCGACGUCGCCGUCGCCGUCGCCGCCGCGAGGGGCGACAUCCGGCGCCCGGUCUCCUCCGCGGGUCUUCUCGGCAUCGGAGCGGGCGACGGCGACGGCGACGGCGACGACGACGACGACGACGGCGCGCGCGCACCCAGCCCCGCGCGCCCCGACGACGCCGACGACGAAGCAUCCGACGAGGCCGACGACGAAUCCGAGGAGUCCUUCGACGGCGCGGCGUGGGGAAGGCGGGACGUCCUCGGGGGCAUGAUCGUCGACGACGACGACGACGACGCGGGCGCCCCUGAAGGCACCCCGGAAGGCACCCAACACCGAGGUCGAUCCCUCGCGCGUUCAUCGAGGACGCGUUCGACGAGCGCGCUCGAGCUCGCGCGUCGGAUGAGGGCGUCGAGAUGCGGCUCGGCCAUCGCGUCCGGCGCCGUGGCCGCAGCGGGCGCGAUGCCCAGAGAUCCGCGCGAGUGGGCCGCCGCCGAGGACGAGGAGACCGGGCUGGGGGUCACCGAGGUGCCGUGGAUGAUCGCCAUGGAGGUUGGAGAGCGACGCGAACGGGAGCGAAUGGGUCGAAUCGCGAGGGCGUCUUCGCAGACAGGGGGGGCGAAUGGAGGGGCGAAUGGAGGGGCGAGAGACGAAUCAAACUCGGCCGUCUCGUCGCCCCACGCGACGGACGAUCGGGAAGCCGAGCUCGAGGCGAGGUACUCGGACCUCCUGCGUUGGGUCACGCGCAAGGGCGGCGUCGUCGGCGUCGGGGUGAACGUCACCAGGGUCGUCGGCAAGCCCGGGGACGGUUGGGGUUUCGUCGCGGCUGACGGCGUUUCGGAUGACGACGGCGCGGAUGGAUCGAAUCGAGACGAAGCCGAAGCCGUCACAGCUGUCAGCCCCGGCGACGUCGUCGCGAGGGUUCCCAUCGCGCUCGCGCUGUCGCACGUCGCCGCGAGGACGUACAGGGUCGACGACGCGCCCGUCGGUGAUUUGCUCCGGAGACUCUUCGACCAAGCGCCGGAGUACGCGCUGUGCAUGAUGCUCCUCCACGAGCGGUUCAAGCUCGUUCACGGGCUCGAUUCGCCGUGGGGUCCGUACGUCCGAACCCUAUCGCACGUCGAACCGUCGGUCAAGGUGUUGAGGGAGCUGCGGGGCACGUACGCGGACGAGGCGCGGCGGGAGUGGGACGCGCGGGUGAGGGCCGCGCACGAGUGGAUCACCGACACCGGCUGCGGCGGCGCGCUGCGGUCCAUGUGCCAACGGAAGCCCGGGAGGCACGGCGCCGGCUCCGGGUCGUUCAACAGGGACGACGUGCGUUGGGCGCUCGGGGUGGUUCGAUCCAGAGCGGUUUGGAUCGCGCGGCGGUUCGGAUCGGGCGGGGGUGGUGCCGAUUCGGGUUCCGGCGGGAUCGAGUCGCGUCGACGUUUUCCCGCGUUGGUGCCGCUGCUGGACCUGCUUCCGCACGACGGAAACGCCGGCGGGAGCACGACGCUCGGGGUGGAUAACGUCAUAACGGUCACGUCCGGUUCAUCCUUCGCCGCCAACGCCGAGAUCGCGAUAAACCGCGGGACGAACUGCACGGACGCGGAGCAGCUCCUGGCGUACCACGCUUUGGCCCCGGGGGUGAACCGACACAACGCGGUUCGGCUGAACCUGCCGGGCGCCGAGAUUGCGUCUGCCGGGGUGAUACGCAAGGUGGAGCUCCUGCGGCGCUGGAGACGGGAGAUGGCGAUGCCGCCGCGUGGCGCGGACCUGUGGAGGGACGCGCGAGGUUUGGGUCUGUACGGGGACGGGGACGAGGAGGAAAUGAGGGCCAUGGGCGACGCCGCCAGGGAAAACGCCCAAUCGAAGAAGAGGCGUUUGGCGUCGCUGGUCGCGAAAGGGGAGGGAGGCGGCCGAUCGGGAGGCGCGAUGACGAUCGAGGAGGAGCUCUUGCUCACCGACGAGGCGAGGGACCCGGCGGAGGCGGCCGCGAAGGCUGCCGCGCGCAUCGGCGUCGACGUUAAGGACCUCCUCGAAUUGGACUCACAAUGGGACGACGACGAAGACGACGACGGCGAGGCGUACGCGUUGUACUCGGCUCCGAACCCCGACCAUCCCGGCGGUGACUCUCCCGCGUUGGAUCACCACAGGCGAAGCCUCGCGAGGUUGGCGGCCCAGACGGCCGCGGCGGCUGCGUACGCGGACGUCUCCGGCGGCGCCGACUACGCCGGAACACGCCCGGAUGCAAUUUCCGGAAGCGGAAGGAACGGAAACCCAACCGGGGGAUCAUCGGGGGGCGCGGAUGUCAACGAGACUCGAAGCCCUCGAGGUGGCGCGGACCUCGAAGCGCGGAGCGACGGCGGGAACGCGACGCGAGCGGCGCUACGAAGUGCCAGGGCGUUCUUCGAGAGAGGCGCGCCCCCGCCGAGGGGUUUGGAUCCGCUCGACCUCUUCCUCCUUCGCAAGGGACGACUCAUGUCGGAGUGCGGCGGAGUCAAGGAUUUCGUCAUCACCGCCGCCGGGGCCAGCGACGCGUUGAUGUGCGCCACGCGGGUUUUACUCGCGAACGAGACGGAGGUCAAGGCGCUGGAAGGUGGCGGGAGCGACCCGCACUGGAGCGGCGAUCGGAUGGAGAGCGCGUCGGAGAUUGAACGACUGAAAGCGCUCGGGUUGAUGCACGAGCCCUUUCAACCGUCCCGGCCGUUGAGUUUCACGAACGAGCUCGCGGCGAUUCGGAGGAUAGCGUCCGCGGCGACGAACAUCCUCGCCGGAUACGGCACCACCGAGGAGGAAGACCUCGAGCGACUACGUGACGUGGACCCGGUGGUCUUGGGUUUGUUGGGGUACGACGACGACCGUUACGGUGACCGUUACGGUGACGGUUACGGCGACGGCGAGCGCGGGGUUUGGUCGGGUGACUCGGACGACGACGAUUCGAAUUCCUCGUCGAGUGAGCGCGCUUCGAUACCAAGGGAGCGCCCCAAAGGGUUCCCCGCGAGGGUUCCCGGGGGCGUCUUGGCGUCCGCGGUGGCGCUCCGCGUCCGCGAGCGGCGGAUGCUGCGCAGCGCGGUGCUCGCGCUGCGCGAUCGCGCCGAGACGUUGCGCGACGAAGACGUCGAGAUCUUUCAAGUCGAAGAAAAGGAGAGACGACGGAUAGAGCGAGACGCGUUUGAGCGCGAACGCGCCGAACGAAUUCGAGAGCUCUCCAGAACCUUUCUCGAGCGCGAGGUUCUCGCGUCCAUCGACGUCGACGUCGUGCAACCUGCUGAUUCAAUCGGCGCGGAUGACAAGUCGCAUGACGAGAAUGCGCACCCUAAACGACAGACGACGACGGUCACGAAGACGGUGAAGGUUCGCGCCGGCGACGAUCUCGAGUCGAUCGUCCGCGAGUUCAUGGCGGCAAACUCGAUCGACCAAUCCAACGACGACGCCUUCGCGUCCUUGAAGCGGACGCUGCUCGAACGCGUCGAACGGGGUGCGGCUGAACGCCGGGUGGCCAAUCGAAGAGUCGGUCGAUGCGCGGUCAUCGUCCCCGACGGGCGGAAAGUCGUCGUCGCGCCUCGAGUCGGCGAGGAAUUAACCGACGUCGUUCGCGGCUUCGCCGAGGCGUUCGACGUCCCGCUCCCGCUCGUUCCCGCGCUCGCCGCCAGGGUCAACGCGAGCCUCGCUAAGCGCGCUGAGCGACGCACGCUGCUGACGCUCAACGUGGUGGCUCCCGACGGUCGGAGCGAGCUGGAGUUCGACGUCGUCGACGGCGAACAGCACGACUUGCUCGAAUCCGCCCGGGAGUGGGCGCUCGCCUACGCGGUCCAUCCCGGUGCGGCGGUUCAGGUCGCCGAUGCGGCGUUUCAGGCGUUACCCCCCGUCGUCGUCGCCUUUCCCGUUGACGUCCCGGGCAGGGCGAGGAAGCAAUUGGCGAUUCGUGACGUGGACGAGGUGUCGAUCAGGCGAACGUGCGCUGCGUUUUGCGAGGCGAACGAUUUGGGAGGCGGCGAGACCACGGUGGAUGCGUUGACGCGAGGCGCCAUGAGCCGUAUCAACCCGGGCGCCGUGCUCGUGGACGCGGACAGGCGGGACCGAUCCUAA
This is a messenger RNA of Micromonas commoda, 4344 nucleotides long. RefSeq lists its product with no specific name. Bases 1 to 4344 code for a protein of 1447 amino acids. Gene Ontology annotation, biological process: peptidyl-lysine monomethylation. The record is from RefSeq and is a predicted model, not a curated record. The transcript has 3 exons. NCBI's taxonomy places the organism in Eukaryota, Viridiplantae, Chlorophyta, Mamiellophyceae, Mamiellales, Mamiellaceae. Gene Ontology annotation, molecular function: protein-lysine N-methyltransferase activity.